Messenger RNA from Dermatophagoides farinae (American house dust mite), 1217 nucleotides. NCBI's taxonomy places the organism in Eukaryota, Metazoa, Arthropoda, Arachnida, Sarcoptiformes, Pyroglyphidae. The record is from RefSeq and is a predicted model, not a curated record.
CAUGGACGUCAUCAUCAUCAUCAUCAUCAUCGAUAAAACCAAUUUGUAUCCAUUUAUUUCGUCAACAAUACUGUGAUCAAGCAUUUUAUUAUAUUUUUUCACAUCAUUAUCAUGAUUUCCGGCCAUCAACAUCAUCAUCAUCAUCAUCCGGUGAUAUAUCAUUAUCAUACAAUAAUCUUCAACAGCAAACACCUACAUUCGAUCAGAAUUUCAUCAAAAUUCUUGUGACAAUUUUUAUCAUUAUUUCAUUGUCCAUUUUAAUGGCCAUCAUUUUUCUAUUGAAUCAUCAGGAAUAUUAUCAACAACAACAACAAGUUCCAUUAGAACAUAGAAGUUAUCCAUCAUGUUCAAUUCGUAAUGUUAUAUUUCGUACAUUUCGUGACAAUCAUCUACGACUAUUAUUGCCAAUGGCAUUUUUUAUUGGUUUCGAACAAGGAUUCUUUAUGGCCGAUUAUAAUAAGCUUUAUGUAAGCUGUGCCUUAGGCUUACAAGCUAUUGGUUCAAUUAUGUUGACACGUGGAUUUGUUCAUUUAGGUGCAACAUUACUUGUUUAUGAAUUCAUACGUCAUAUACAAAGACCAAUAGUUUUAUUGGCUGGUGCUAUUUGUCAAUUAUCCGUAUUGGCAAUAUUAUAUUUAUGGCGCCCAAAUGAUGAUAUACCAUUAUAUUAUGUAAUUACAAUCACAUAUUCAUUAGCCAAUGCUAUUAUGGAAACAUUAUUACUUACAAAUGUAUUACGAACAUUUUGUUCUGAUGAAUGGAAAUAUGCAUUUCUUACAUUAUAUUCAUUGAAUAAUUUAGGCUAUGCCAUUGCAUUUGCAAUGAGUGAAUUUAUUUGUCUUUAUAUAAAACUUUUUACAUUGAUUCUAAUGUUAAUUAUUGCCAUAAUACCGAUGCAAUUAUGUGAAUUAAGAUUAUUGAAAUUUGAAAAAAUUCUUGGACCCGGUUCCACAUCACAAUUAUGACUAUUGAUGGCCAACAAUGAUAGCGAUGAUCGUAAUAAUGAUAAUGAUGAUGAUGACCGUGAUUUUGAUGGACAUUCAGCAGCAACAUUGACCAAUACUAAUAAUGAUCAUAAUCAAAAAAUCAUUGAUAAUGUCGAAAUGAUACAAUUCAAUAAUGAACAAAAUGUUCAACGUCGUUAUUGAAAAACCACCCAGCACCAACAAUAUUUUGAUGAUUUAUGGACAAUAAAUUUCAAAUUUUUUUUUUUUUUU